GAUCACACUAACAAAAGGGGACAGACAGACGCAAAAAGUACAAUAGCAAGAUGUCCGCCAAAGCAAUACGCGAAGCCACCGGUAAAGAUAUUAUCAACCGCCAUCUACAGGGCGAUCAUGGAGCAGCCAAGUGCCGCUUUGCAACCGUGACCGAAACUACACAAUGGCAGCAGCUGGUACUGGACAACCCGUGGCUGGAGACGUCGCCUCUUGUGGUUAAGCCGGAUCAGCUGAUUAAGAGACGUGGCAAACUUGGCCUGAUUGCUGUUAACAAAAACCUAACCCAGGUGAAGACAUGGGUGAAUGAACGGAUGGGCAAAGAUCAGAAAGUUGGAAAUGCUACCGGCAAACUGCGCAACUUUAUCAUCGAACCGUUUGUCCCGCACAAAGAUAAUGAGGAAGCGUACGUGUGUAUCUACUCUCACCGGACGGCGGACACAAUACUGUUCUAUCACCAGGGCGGCGUUGAUAUCGGUGAUGUAGACGCGAAGGCGUUGAAGCUGGAAGUACCUGUCGGUAAAGAUGUAACCAUGGCCGAAAUAGAGAAAGUGUUGCUGACUGAAAUUUCUUCCGCCAAGAAGCAAAGAGUUGCCAACUUUGUAUACAAUCUGUACCGAUUGUACGUGGACCUGUACUUUACUUACCUGGAAGUUAAUCCACUGGUCAUCACGAACGAUUCCAUCUACAUUCUCGAUUUGGCAGCUAAGGUGGACGCAACAGCUGAUUUUAUCUGUCGGCCAAAAUGGGGCGAGAUUGAUUAUCCGCCACCAUUUGGACGAGAUGCAUUCCCGGAGGAAGCGUACAUUGCCGAUUUGGAUGCUAAAAGCGGUGCUUCGCUGAAGCUCACAAUUCUGAAUCGCAACGGUCGCAUCUGGACAAUGGUUGCCGGUGGUGGUGCUAGUGUAAUCUAUUCCGAUACAAUCUGCGAUCUGGGCGGUGCCAGUGAGCUGGCAAACUAUGGCGAAUACAGCGGCGCACCGUCGGAGCAGCAAACGUACGAAUAUGCUAAGACUAUUCUUAGUCUGAUGACCAGCAGCCCGAAACAUCCGGAUGGAAAAGUGCUGAUUACGGGGGGAGGUAUUGCCAACUUUACGAACGUAGCAGCAACCUUCAGCGGUAUUAUUACCGCUCUGCGUGACUACCAGCAGAAGCUGAUCGAACACAAUGUGUCCAUCUUUGUGCGUCGUGCAGGACCGAACUAUCAGGAAGGCUUGCGUAAGAUGCGUGAGAUUGGUAGCAGUCUGGGCAUUCCACUGUACGUGUUCGGUCCGGAGACACACAUGACAGCUAUUUGCGGUAUGGCACUAGGAAAGAAACCGAUCGCUAAGAGCAACAAUGUUCACUUUGCUACUGCAAACUUCCUUCUUCCCGGUGGCCAGCAGGUGGCCGAAUCAUCAAAAAAGUCAUCCACUGGCAGUCAGGAAAAUGGUAAGCUAAAAAAAAUCACAAAACAUGACACAGCAAAGCUUCCGUUCCUUUGCAAUCCAAUCAGUUCCGAUUGCGAUUCAGGUGCAAUCCGAUCGUCACAGACAGAAAUCGGCUCGGAUGCAUACCGUCAAAUGUUUACCAACCGUACCAAGGCACUUGUUUGGGGAAUGCAAACCCGAGCUGUCCAGUCGAUGCUGGAUUUCGAUUUUAUUUGCAGCCGUGAUGAACCUUCCGUAGUGGCUAUGGUAUACCCGUUCACUGGGUACCAUAAGCAAAAGUUCUACUGGGGUCACAAGGAAGUGCUGAUACCGGUGUACUCUAAGAUGUCGGAAGCAAUCAACAAGCACAAGGAAGCCGACGUGCUCGUAAACUUUGCUUCCCUCCGUUCGGCUUACGACAGUUCGAUCGAAGUGUUGGAUUAUCCGCAGAUCCGCACCAUUGCCAUCAUCGCCGAGGGCAUUCCGGAGAAUCUGACGCGCAAGCUGAACAUGGCUGCAAAGGACCGUAACGUUUCAAUCAUUGGCCCGGCUACGGUUGGUGGCGUUAAGCCGGGAUGCUUCAAGAUUGGUAAUACGGGCGGUAUGCUCGAUAAUAUUAUACAUUCCAAGUUGUAUCGCGCCGGUAGUGUAGCGUACGUCUCCCGCUCGGGUGGUAUGUCCAACGAGUUGAACAACAUUCUUUCGCUGACGACGGAUGGCGUUUACGAGGGUGUCGCAAUUGGUGGCGAUCGUUACCCUGGCACAACAUUUAUGGAUCACAUCAUGCGCUAUCAGGCUGAUCCGGCUGCCAAGAUGAUCGUAUUGUUGGGAGAGGUUGGUGGCGUUGAGGAAUACGAAGUGUGUGAAGCAUUGAAGGACGGUCGCAUCACCAAGCCCUUGAUUGCCUGGUGUAUCGGCACCUGUGCGGGAAUGUUCACAUCCGAGGUGCAGUUCGGCCAUGCUGGAUCUUGUGCGAACACGGAUCGCGAAACGGCCUCGGCUAAAAACAAUGCUCUUGCCGAAGCGGGCGCUCACGUACCUGCCUCGUUCGAUGCUUUCGGUGAUAUGAUUGGGUUGGUGUACGAGAGCAUGGUGAAGGAAGGACACAUCGUACCUGCCGAAGAGGUGCCACCCCCAACCGUACCGAUGGACUACUCGUGGGCUCGGGAGCUUGGUUUGAUUCGCAAGCCAGCCUCAUUCAUGACGUCGAUUUGUGACGAGAGAGGCCAGGAGUUGCUUUACGCCGGUAUGCCGAUCAGCGAUGUGCUACAGAAGAACGUUGGCAUAGGUGGUGUUGUGUCGCUUCUGUGGUUCCAGCGCUGUUUGCCUCCGUACGUGUGCAAGUUCUUCGAAAUGUGUCUGAUGGUAACUGCGGACCAUGGUCCGGCUGUAUCGGGCGCCCACAACACGAUCGUUUGUGCACGUGCCGGUAAAGAUUUGGUAUCGUCAGUGGUGAGCGGUUUGCUUACGAUCGGUGACCGUUUCGGUGGAGCGCUGGACGGUGCAGCCAAACAGUUCUCCGAGGCCUACGAUUCCAACCUUCAUCCAAUGGAAUUUGUCAACUCUAUGCGUAAGAAGGGUCAACUGAUCAUGGGUAUCGGUCACAGAGUAAAAUCCAUCAAUAAUCCGGACGUUCGAGUGAAGAUCAUCAAAGAGUUCGUAAUACAAAACUUCCCGGCUUACCCUCUGCUCGAGUACGCACUGGAAGUUGAGAAGAUUACCACCAGCAAGAAACCGAAUCUAAUUUUGAACGUUGACGGAGUGAUUGCUACGUCUUUCGUUGAUUUGCUGCGGAACUGUGGUUCAUUCACGAGCGAGGAAGCUCAGGAGUACAUCAACAUCGGUGCUAUCAACUCACUGUUUGUGUUGGGCCGUAGCAUCGGUUUCAUCGGACAUUACAUGGACCAGAAGCGCUUGAAGCAGGGCCUGUAUCGUCAUCCAUGGGACGAUAUCUCGUACGUUCUUCCCGAACAGUACAACUAAAACCCCUAUCAUUGAAGGGUUUGUCGGCCGUCGCGACAAAGAACUAUACAAACAUUCAUAAGCACAACACGACGCAAAACAAAAUCUUUCCGUUUAGACAUGAGCGUAGAAAUGUGGUAAUUAAAGGGUGGAUGUGAAAUUGUAACAUAUGCAUCCAUCGACAAAGGAUAACGAACCGAAAAUUGUGAAGCGGUAAUGUGAGCAAACGACGAUUCUAUGGUUGGGAAAGGUCGCUAGUGAAACAAAAAAGAAACAUUAAGCAAAUUAUGCAGCACAAUGCUGCAUACUUUCCAUUUUCCUCCCUUUAUUGGUAACUAGUUUUUACAAGAAUCUCUUUUUCGUUUUUGGCGUAGUGUAAGACGUUCGGAAUCAUCUUUUUUUCUUCUUCGUGUCCGUUAGCUUGUUGAACAAUCAAUUUUACAUUCUCAAACAAACAGUGCAUUUAUGCAAGGAAAGUUGCGCUGUGUAUUGUGUAACUUAUUGCUACCAACUACUUUUUUUCGUUUUAAAAGCUACGAUCACUAUUGUUUAUAAUCGUUCCAAAGCAGGCUUCGCGGAAAAGAUAAUGAUCAUGUUUUGCACUGACAGAGCUUGAACAUAAAAAGUUUCUAGCCCUGAUACAAUGAAGAUCACUCGGUGCAAUCAAAGGAAUGUUAUUUGGGCUUGAAAACAAGGUGUUAAACAACAGGCAUACAAAAGCGGUGGAAGCAACCAGAGACUAACUUUUAAUUUAUUGCAUCGCUCAUUAGGUUUCAAUCUUUCUAUUUCCCAUGUUUGGUAAGGCGUUUCUUGAUUUUAGACGGUAACAACGUCUACAAAAGCGUACAAGAUAGUAGAGACAAAGACGCUAUAUUCCAUGAAUAUCAUAGCAAAAGGUGGCAACUAAAAUGAGAGACGAUUGCAAUAUGAACGAACGAACGUAGGAGAGGCGCUGUGUCUUAUUUCAUUUCUAUUUAAAUUUGUUAUUAUUUCUUUCCGUGUACAAGUCUUCAUUGCGGUUUCUGUUGCUAAUUUUAAGUUAAAGUGGAUAUGUUUCUUCUAUUUUAUUUGAAUGGAAAAAGAUACAACAAAAAUAGUGACAAAGUA
Molecule: messenger RNA, 4475 nt
Organism: Anopheles moucheti
Lineage: Eukaryota; Metazoa; Arthropoda; Insecta; Diptera; Culicidae
Gene: ATPCL
Product: ATP-citrate synthase
Exons: 9
Coding region: 51-3389 (1112 amino acids)
Biological process (GO): citrate metabolic process; acetyl-CoA biosynthetic process; tricarboxylic acid cycle
Cellular component (GO): cytosol
Molecular function (GO): ATP citrate synthase activity
Source: RefSeq, a predicted model, not a curated record